AUGGCUGCGCUGCUGCUCGGCUUUGAGGACCUGGUAUGUAGCUGGGACGGUCUAGUGUGGGACCUGACUUGCAGGGCGCUGAAGACGUGCCGAGAGGGACACCUCCGGGUCUUGCAGCUGAUGCUGAAACGAUGGUGCGUCGCCAGGGCUGUCUACCAGAUGACGGAGGGCCGCCGAUGCCAAGUACAUCUCCUUGAUGACCGGAAGCUGGAACUCCUAGUACAGCCCAAGCUUUUGGCCAAGGAGCUUCUAGACCUAGUGGCAUCUCACUUCAACCUGAAAGAAAAGGAGUACUUUGGAAUAGCAUUCACAGAUGAAACGUUCUAUAUAGAAAGCAUUUCAUACCUGAAGGAUAAUGCCACCAUUGAGCUCUUCUUUCUGAACGCUAAGUCCUGUAUCUACAAGGAGCUUAUUGAUGUCGACAGUGAAGUGGUAUUUGAAUUAGCUUCCUAUAUUUUACAGGAGGCAAAGGGAGAUUUUUCUAGCAAUGAAGUGGUGAGGAGUGACUUGAAGAAGCUGCCAGCUCUUCCCACCCAAGCCCUGAAGGAGCACCCUUCCCUGGCCUACUGUGAAGACAGAGUCAUUGAGCACUACAAGAAACUGAAUGGCCAGACAAGAGGUCAAGCAAUUGUGAACUACAUGAGCAUCGUGGAGUCUCUCCCAACCUAUGGGGUUCAUUAUUAUGCAGUGAAGGACAAGCAGGGAAUACCUUGGUGGCUGGGAUUGAGCUACAAAGGAAUCUUCCAGUAUGACUACCAUGAUAAAGUGAAGCCAAGGAAGAUAUUCCAAUGGAGACAGUUGGAAAACCUGUAUUUCAGAGAAAAGAAGUUUUCAGUGGAAGUUCAUGACCCACGCAGGGCUUCAGUGACAAGGAGAACGUUUGGACACAGUGGCAUUGCAGUGCAUACGUGGUAUGCGUGCCCAGCAUUAAUCAAAUCUAUUUGGGCUAUGGCCAUUAGCCAACACCAGUUCUAUCUGGACAGAAAGCAGAGUAAGUCUAAGAUCCAUGCUGCAAGAAGUCUGAGUGAGAUUGCUAUUGACCUGACCGAGACUGGCACGCUGAAGACCUCAAAGCUGGCCAACAUGGGGAGCAAAGGGAAGAUUAUCAGCGGCAGCAGUGGGAGUCUCCUGUCAUCAGGCUCCCAGGAAUCAGAUAGCUCUCAGUCGGCCAAGAAAGACAUGCUGGCUGCCUUGAAAUCCAGGCAGGAAGCUCUGGAGGAAACGCUACGCCAGCGGCUGGAGGAGCUGAAGAAACUCUGUCUCCGAGAAGCUGAGCUCACAGGCAAACUGCCAGUUGAAUAUCCCCUGGAUCCAGGGGAGGAACCACCCAUUGUUCGGAGAAGAAUAGGGACUGCCUUCAAACUGGAUGAACAGAAAAUCCUGCCCAAAGGAGAGGAAGCCGAACUGGAACGUCUGGAACGAGAGUUUGCCAUUCAAUCCCAGAUUACAGAGGCUGCCCGCCGCCUAGCCAGUGACCCCAACGUCAGCAAAAAACUGAAGAAACAAAGGAAAACCUCUUACCUGAAUGCACUGAAGAAGCUGCAGGAGAUUGAAAAUGCAAUCAACGAGAACCGCAUCAAAUCUGGGAAGAAACCCACCCAGAGGGCCUCUCUGAUCAUAGACGAUGGAAAUAUUGCCAGUGAAGACAGCUCCCUCUCAGAUGCCCUAGUUCUCGAGGAUGAAGACUCUCAGGUUACCAGCACAAUAUCCCCCUUACAGUCUCCUCACAAGGGACUCCCACCUCGGCCACCAUCACACAACAGACCCCCUCCUCCCCAGUCCCUGGAGGGACUCAGGCAGAUGCACUAUCACCGGAAUGACUAUGACAAGUCACCCAUAAAGCCCAAAAUGUGGAGUGAAUCCUCUUUGGAUGAGCCUUAUGAGAAGGUCAAGAAACGUUCCUCCCACAGUCAUUCCAGUAGCCACAAGCGUUUCCCCAGCACAGGAAGCUGUGCCGAAGCAGGAGGGGGAAGCAGCUCCUUACAGAACAGCCCCAUCCGAGGCCUCCCUCACUGGAACUCCCAGUCCAGCAUGCCGUCUACACCAGACCUGCGGGUCCGGAGUCCCCACUAUGUCCAUUCCACUAGGUCGGUGGACAUCAGCCCCACACGACUGCACAGCCUCGCACUGCACUUUAGGCACCGGAGCUCCAGCUUAGAGUCCCAGGGCAAGCUCCUGGGCUCGGAGAACGACACCGGGAGCCCUGACUUCUACACCCCAAGGACUCGUAGCAGCAAUGGCUCAGACCCCAUGGACGACUGUUCCUCUUGCACCAGCCACUCCAGCUCGGAGCACUACUACCCUGCCCAGAUGAACCCAAAUUACUCCACUCUGGCCGAGGACUCCCCGUCCAAGGCGCGCGAGCGGCAGCGGCAGCGGCACAAGUCGGCAGGCAACCUGGUGUCAUCAAACUCAGGGAGCAUGCCCAACUUGGCGGCGCGCAACGGCUCUGGCCCUCACGGCGUCUACCUGCACAGCCAGAGCCAGCCGAGCUCACAGUACCGUAUCAAGGAGUACCCGCUAUACAUCGAGGGCAGCGCCACGCCCGUGGUGGUUCGCAGCCUGGAGAACGACCAGGAGGGCCACUACAGCGUGAAAGCGCAGUUCAAAACCUCUAACUCCUACACGGCGGGCGGCAUGUUCAAGGAGAGCUGGCAUGGCGACGAGGGCGACACAGUGCGGCUCACGCCGUCACGCUCGCAGAUCAUCCGGACUCCAUCACUGGGCCGCGAGGGCGCCCAUGACAAGGGGAGGGCCGCUGUCUCAGACGAGCUGCGGCAGUGGUACCAGCGCUCCACGGCUUCGCACAAGGAGCACAGCCGCCUUUCUCACACCAGCUCCACCUCCUCUGACAGCGGCUCCCAGUACAGCACUUCCUCCCAGAGCACCUUUGUGGCGCACAGCAGGGUCACCAGGAUGCCCCAGAUGUGCAAGGCCACAUCAGCUGCCUUACCUCAAAGCCAGAGAAGCUCAACACCGUCGAGUGAAAUUGGAGCAACACCCCCAGGCAGUCCCCACCACAUCCUAACCUGGCAGACUGGAGAAACAACAGAAAACUCACCCAUUAUGGAUGGGUCUGAGUCUCCAACUCACCAAAGUACUGAUGAAUAG
Orycteropus afer afer is the source of this 3111-nucleotide messenger RNA. The record is from RefSeq and is a predicted model, not a curated record. Lineage: Eukaryota; Metazoa; Chordata; Mammalia; Tubulidentata; Orycteropodidae.